This is a messenger RNA of Perca fluviatilis (European perch), 5162 nucleotides long. It is a transcript of the gene grm3, whose product is annotated as glutamate receptor, metabotropic 3. Lineage: Eukaryota; Metazoa; Chordata; Actinopteri; Perciformes; Percidae. The transcript has 14 exons. The record is from RefSeq and is a predicted model, not a curated record. Bases 526 to 3204 code for a protein of 892 amino acids. Gene Ontology annotation, cellular component: membrane. Gene Ontology annotation, biological process: regulation of synaptic transmission, glutamatergic; G protein-coupled glutamate receptor signaling pathway. Gene Ontology annotation, molecular function: group II metabotropic glutamate receptor activity.
ACACACACACACACACACACACACACAAAGAUCCACGGAGCUGGCGCGCAGAGCAGUGGCGUCCAUCCUCCCCCCUCAGUGCGACUCCUCCGAGGGAUCAGGAGUAGACUAAGUCAAACUUCCAGCGGCUGAAGAUUUGUGCGCAACCUUUAAAGGAUCUAAGUCGUCAAGACCAGGGGACAGAAACAUGGGAUUUAGUCUCUGUAGAGCCAAGAGGAGUCUAAUACACUAAAUAAACAGGUGUCUGUGGUGAUGUUGCCAUGCUGCCAUUUGCUCUUAUCCUUUAUUCAGCAGGACUGAUGUCCAGAUGGUGUGCCCCUCCAUGUGUGGUCCAGUUCAGCGCUCCCUGACCGUGUCAUCGGCCACAAACCAACCCAAGCAUCCACGCCCACUGCUUGAUUCAACCCCAACGCGAACCACCCUUAACCCCUUACCCCUCACCCUCAGCCCCCCACCUCCCUCUGCCUCACUCUCUGCCAAGCCUCUCCUCACAUUUUGACAAUCCUAGCCCUGCUUGAGCCCAACAUGGUGGCCUGCAUUCCUAUUCUAAUCUUGGUCAUGCUGUGUCGGGGCGUCUUGCUCUCUGUCGGAGACCCUCCUCAGUCCCGCCGGGAGAUCCGCAUCGAGGGAGAUCUAGUGCUUGGCGGCCUGUUCCCGGUGCAUGAGAAAGGAGCUGGAAUGGAGGAGUGUGGGCGUGUGAAUGAGGACAGAGGGAUCCAGAGGCUGGAGGCCAUGCUGUUUGCCAUUGACAGAAUCAAUAUGGACGACACUUUGUUGCCUGGGGUCUCUCUCGGUGUCCACAUCCUGGACACCUGCUCCAGAGAUACCUAUGCGCUGGAGCAGGCUCUGGAGUUCGUAAGAGCCUCCCUCACCAAGGUGGACGACACAGAGUUCAUCUGUCCAGAUGGAUCUUACGCUCUGCAGGACGACAGCCCACUCGCAAUCGCUGGAGUCAUAGGUGGAUCCUUCAGCAGCGUCUCCAUACAGGUUGCCAAUCUUCUCAGGCUCUUUCAGAUUCCUCAGAUCAGCUAUGCUUCGACCAGUGCCAAGCUCAGUGAUAAGACCCGCUACGAUUACUUCGCCCGCACGGUGCCCCCUGACUUCUACCAGGCUAAAGCAAUGGCCGAGAUCCUCCGGUUCUUCAACUGGACAUACGUGUCCACUGUGGCAUCGGAGGGUGAUUACGGUGAAACUGGUAUAGAGGCCUUCGAACAAGAGGCACGGAUGAGGAACAUCUGUAUCGCCACUUCAGAGAAGGUGGGGCGGACUAACGCUAAGAAGUCCUAUGAAGCUGUGAUCCGCCAGCUCCUCCAGAAGCCCAAUGCACGUGUGGCCGUCCUCUUCCUGCGCAGCGACGAUGCCAGAGAGCUGCUGGCCGCUGCUGCCAGGCUUAAUACCUCCUUCAUCUGGGUGGCCAGCGAUGGCUGGGGUGCACAGGAAAGCAUUGUCAAGGGAAAUGAGGUAACUGCUGAAGGAGCCAUCACACUUGAGCUGGCAGCCAAUCCUGUGCCAGAAUUCAACCGCUACUUUCUCAGUCUGAACCCGGUCAAAAACCACCGUAAUCCCUGGUACAGGGAAUUCUGGGAGCAGCGGUUCCAAUGUUCCUUGGGUGGUGUAGGAGCAGCAGGAGGGGGGGGAGGUGUUGGAUUGGGAGAGACAUCUCUCCCACCAUGUGACAUGGACUUGUCAAUGGACAAGAGUAACUUUGAACCAGAGUCCAAGAUCAUGUUUGUGGUGAACGCGGUGUACGCCAUUGCUCAUGCCCUCCAUUAUAUGCAACGGAGCCUGUGCUUCAACACCACCAAGCUGUGCGACAGCAUGAAGGUAUUGGAUGGGCGCAGACUCUACAGGGAUUACAUCCUUAAUGUCAGCUUCACAGCCCCUUUCUCUCCUCCAGGCAGUGAGACAGUAGUGAAGUUUGAUUCCCAGGGGGAUGGCGUGGGCCGAUACAACAUCUUCAGCUACCAGCGCUCUGGCGAUCGUUACGGUUACGUGCCAGUAGGUGACUGGGCAGAGAGUCUAACUCUGAGCAACGAUCUGAUUCACUGGCCCAGAGAAGUGGUGCCCACCUCGCAGUGCAGCGACCCCUGUGAACGCAAUGAGAUGAAGAAAAUGCAGGCAGGUGAGUACUGCUGCUGGAUCUGUACAGCCUGCGAGCCUCAUGAAUACCUGGCUGAUGAGUUCACCUGCUCGCCCUGUGCUCCUGGCCAGUGGCCUACUGAUGACCUGACGGCCUGUUACGACCUUCCUGAGGACUAUAUAAUGUGGGAAGAUGCCUGGGCCAUUGGUCCAAUUACCAUCGCCUGUGUAGGGUUCAUGUGCACAGGUCUGGUGUUCUGGGUGUUUAUCCGACACAACCACACACCCCUGGUGAAAGCUUCAGGCAGAGAGCUAUGUUAUAUCCUCCUCUUGGGAGUCUUCAUGUCCUAUGCCAUGACUUUCCUCUUCUUGGCCAAACCAUCUCCUGCCAUCUGUGCCCUCCGGCGCCUCGGACUGGGCACGUCGUUCGCUGUCUGCUACUCCGCCCUCCUCACCAAAACCAACAGAAUCGCCAGGAUUUUCAAUGGCGUGAAAGACGGAGCGGGUGCAGUGAGGCCACGCUUCAUUAGCCCGUCCUCUCAGGUGUUCAUCUGUCUGAGUUUAAUCUCUGUCCAGUUAGUGAUGGUGUCAGUUUGGCUGCUGCUGGAAGUUCCCGGGACACGGCGCUUCACGUUGCCAGAGCGACGGCAGACUGUCAUCUUAAAGUGUAACGUGCGCGACUCCAGCAUGCUGCUGUCACUGGGAUAUGACGUGCUCCUGGUCAUCCUGUGUACUGUGUAUGCCUUCAAGACCAGAAAGUGCCCCGAGAACUUCAACGAGGCCAAGUUUAUUGGAUUCACCAUGUACACCACCUGUAUAAUUUGGCUGGCCUUUCUUCCCAUCUUCUAUGUUACAUCCAGUGACUACAGGGUUCAGACCACUACCAUGUGUAUCUCAGUCAGUCUUAGUGGCUUUGUGGUCCUGGGCUGUAUGUUUGCUCCCAAGGUCCAUAUCAUCAUGUUCCAGCCCCAGAAGAAUGUGACCAGCCACAGGCUUAACCUCAAUCGCUGCAGUGUCAGUGGGGCUGCCACCACAUACGCAUCUCAUGCCUCUGUCAGCGCCCACCACGUCCCAACCGUGUGCAACGGGAGAGAAAUUGUCGACUCCACUACUUCCUCUCUGUGACCACAUCCAGUCCACUCAUUAAAUCUGCCAGAGCGACUGUUAGCCAACCCAUGAACAUUAUCCCCCUCAACCAUCAUUCCCCACCUCAUUCACACACUGUAUACACACAAAAAAAACACACACAUAUACAUAUGUACACAUACACACAAAUACAAGCACAAACAAACAAACAAACAACCUUCCUUGUGGACUAGAACUGUAUUGUUUCAAAAAUGUAGAAAGUGUGUAACUAUAAUUAAAUUAUUUUCUAGGGAUGUACAUACAUGGAAUCAACAUUGUUGUAAGUAGAGAAACAAAAGAACAAAAAAAGUUUUUAGGAGGAAUUUUUGGAGCCUUUGUUUUUGAUAGCUUUGUUAUGAUGCGGUGUAAAUAGACAAGCGCUUAAUCAUGGUAGGAGGGCGUGUGUCCCUCAGUGUGGAUGCACAUUUGUGGCUCUGCUUGCCUCACCUGCAAUAUCCCACAGACUUUUUAUUCUCUUGCUUUUUUGUAGGUCUCAUUGUAAUAACCAAUUAUGUAUGCAUUUCUAUUGUGUAUCUGUACAUUUGUACAUUAUACUACUGAUGGUUCAAACAGCACAAUGAUGACAGUCUUGUAACCCUAGAAUGAAUGUGGACAAAAGCAUAAACUGGAUGGUAAAGGAUGGCUGUAAAGGACAUGUACAAAAAUCCACCCAACUCAUCGACUUACAGUUACACUGUGCCAGAACACAAUUUUCAGUUUGAGAGUUCAUCUAUUCACAUCUUGAUUGUUUUUCUUUGCAUCUUAGAUCCUUAUAAAGAACCCAUUGUAGCUGUUUUUUGCAGGAAAAAAUAUGUUUGCUUUUGAUACAAAUUUUCAUUUUUCUAUUUCUAAUCAUGGGAUCCCUUUAUCUUAACGGCCAUAGUUCCAGACAUGUGUUCACCAAGGCAACAGUAUGUUUACUCCCACUCUCAAGCAGCCUAUUUCUUUAGACAAUUGCUGUAAUGGAUUUCUAAUAAUAACUAGUGACAGGGCUGAAAAGAUAUAGUACAUCAAAUGCAUUUCUUUUGCUUCAAAACUGUCAACACAGACAGUGCUGCGGUAGUUCUGUCAACACAAACUGGUGUCUUACCCGGUAAUUAUGAAUUUAUGCUCAAAUGACUCAAACACUAAUCGAGGGAAACUGUCUGCUUUGCUAAACACAUGUUGAAUUUUUCCAACUACAGGGGAGUGGUAGGUCAUGUUUUCAUGUCCCAUAGAUACAGUAUGUGGAGAUGUUUUGAAUAUGGCUAUGUGCCUUAAUGUAUGUUUGAUAGUGUUCCAGGUGGAGGUUUAAAAGAGGUCAGUUUUACAAUACCAGCUGCAAAUCCUUGUUUGGUAAAUGUAAAAGUGACCCCAGUAUAGAGAACAUGUUUCAGGGCAACACAAUGUCAGUUAGUUUUAUUCCCUAGCAAGCCUUCUGCCAUUGAUUGUUUACCUGACGUGUUGAAACAGUGAAUCUGAGGAAUCCUUAGGUUGAAAUGACUUUCUCUAUACCCCCUUCUUUCUCUAGUCUGUGAUUUAAAAAAACAACCUGAAAUGGAUUUUUCUAUAGACACCCAUAACACUGUUUAGCGGCUCCAAUAAAAGAAGGAAGGGGAAGAGAAAAGCUCAUAUACCAUUAAGAUGAAGUCAUUGACUCGUUGACUUAUUGAAGUGUGCAGUUUACAUGUCUGUGUUAAAUGUGUUGACGUUGAGAGGCACAGUGGAGCAGCUGGCUACGGUGGUCCCAGAGAGGCUUACGCGGGGAAGCAGAGCACACAAUGUCAGCUGCUGGCACAUCUAACAAAAUGAUGUUAGAGUAGAACUCAUAUGCACAACAUACAUAACAUUUAUCAAAACAUCCCAUCAAAUUCUCUGUUUGUUGCUGGACAUAUCCCAGACUCUCUGCUGUGUGACAGUUAUGUAGUGGAGGGAAAUAAAUGACAAAAAACAUGAAUAAAGUUAUUUAUGAAAAACGA